CGCGCCGUGUUGUUUCUGUCCGCCUCUCCCCCAGGCGAUCUAAUAAAGCUUCCAUCCUAUGCGCAGUGCGCUUUGCUUGUUUUGGUAUCGCUGUGUGCCAGGUCUGUGUUCGGGGGGUGUAGGAAAAGUGCUGAGCGGGAAUGGCAGGGGAUCGCCGGAAUACCUCUUCUGGGGGAUCCGGCUCCUUCCAACGUGAGCUAGGCCGCUGCUUCGCUUAUUACAACAAACACCUAACGAGACUGCACCAGAACCUGAGGGACACCAAGAGAUUCUUCCGGGAUAUCAAACAUACUUACAGUGGCCCUGAGUCUGACAUCAGAGCUGGAGAUCUCGGCCAGCUGCAAAGCAUCACUUUUCAGAGACAAGAGGAAGAUUACUUGAAACUCACUGUACGCUGCAGGCCCUGUAUCUUUGUUCUGGGACAUAACUGCAGUGCCCGAGGCAAGGUGGUUAAUGCGCUUUUGGGCGAUCCUCUUCUGCCAGUUGGAACAUGUUGUGACCCAGAGACCUGUAAGCGAAGGCGCAUUCGUUUUAGACAUGGGAAACAGACUUUGGUGAGUUUGGCACUGCCUGAGCAAUAUGAACUAGUUCAUCAGCUGGUAGCUCAUCAAGGUAAAUGGGACACCAUUCCUGAAGAGGAUUUGGAUAUACCAGAGGAUGAAGAAGACCCUGCACACAGAUUGGCUGAGCUUGAAGUAACCUUGCCUUACCACUUGCUGCAGGAUGUCGACAUCGUGGUUUGUCCAUGCCGGGGCUCCCAGCCUUCAGCUUCUACUCUGGAAGAUUACAUUGACCAUGUUCAGUCUGUCAUUGUGUAUGCAAUCAGUGAGGACCGUUUAAAUUCUCAAGAUGAAGAGGAGCUUAAUGAUAUUAAGACAAAAUAUAAACUACCUGUGUUUUUUAUUCGAACAAGCCCCAAGGACAAACGGAUUUGUGGUCCAGAAGGUGGUCAUUCUGCACUGCAUGAGCAGCUGACAGAACUUGGGUAUUUGAAGAAAGGUAUGUGUAGCUGUGGAGCCGCUGGGUCGGGCAGCCCAGCGCCAAGUGUUUUAGUUGAACAGUUUGAAAAGCUACGGCAACUAGGUAACUUCUCCCGGCAAGUUAUGCAGAUGCACCUGGUUGAUGCAGCAAUGGUUCUUAACAUGGUGCACAGUCGUUGUCUGGACAUAUUUAUUAAUAAGGCUUUUGAUAUGAGGAGAGACCUUCAGAUUACACCGAAGAGACUAGAGUACACACGCCAAAAGGAAAGUGAACUGUAUGAGUCUCUUAUGCGCAUUUCGGAUCGUAAGCAAGAGGAACUAAAAGAAAUGAUAGUCGAAACACUAAACAGUAUGAGAGAGCAACUUCUUGAGGAUGCUGCCAGCAUGGAGUUUAAAGAUAUUUCUAUCCCACAGAAUGGAGAACCUAUUGGAGCACAAGAAGUAAAGAGCUGCAUUUAUCAGAUCAAAGAGCUGAUAAUUUCACGUCUUAACCAAGCUGUUGUUAACAAACUUAUUAGCUCAGUGGACUAUCUAAGGGAGAGCUUUGUUGGCACAUUAGAAAGGUGUCUUCGUAGCCUAGAAAAAUCCCAGCAGGAGUCCUCUGUGCAUGUCACAAGCAACCAUUUAAAGCAGAUAUUGAAUGCUGCAUACCAUGUGGAGGUCACAUUUAAUUCUGGAUCCACUGUCACCAGAAUGGUGUGGGAACAGAUUGUACAGAUAAUACAGCGCAUUACAUGGGUUAGUCCCCCUUCUAUCACAUCGGAGUGGAAGCGGAAAGUGGCUCAGGAUGCAAUUGAGGGGCUGAGUGCAUCCAAGCUUGCUAAGAGUAUUUGCAGUCAGUUUUGUAAGCGUCUGAAAAGCUCUCAUGAAGCAUUUGCUGCUUCUCUCAAACAGCUAGAAGUUGGGCACUCUGGCAGAUUGGAGAAAACCGAAGAUCUUUGGCUAAAGGUUCGUAAAGAACAUGCACCACGUCUGGCCCGUCUGUCACUGGAGAGCAGAUCUCUGCGGGAUGUUUUAUUGCAUGGCAAACCAAAGCUAGGACGUGAGCUAGGAAGGGGCCAGUAUGGUGUCGUCUAUCUGUGUGACAGCUGGGGUGGGCACUUUCCCUGUGCUUUGAAGUCUGUUGUACCUCCAGAUGAAAAACACUGGAAUGAUCUUGCUCUAGAAUUUCACUACAUGAGGUCACUGCCUAAACAUGAGCGAUUGGUCGAUUUGCAUGGCUCCGUAAUUGAUUAUAAUUAUGGUGGAGGCUCCAGCAUUGCAGUUCUGCUAAUCACAGAACGUCUUCAUAGAGAUCUUUACACAGGACUAAAGGCUGGCCUAUCUUUGGAAGUUCGGUUACAAAUUGGUUUAGAUGUAGUGGAAGGCAUUCGUUUUCUGCAUAAUCAAGGCCUGGUCCACAGAGACAUCAAGUUGAAGAAUGUUCUGCUCGACAAAAAAAACAGGGCAAAAAUCACAGAUCUGGGUUUCUGCAAGCCAGAGGCUAUGAUGUCUGGCAGCAUUGUGGGAACUCCUAUACACAUGGCACCGGAACUCUUUUCAGGCAAAUAUGACAAUUCAGUUGAUGUCUAUGCUUUUGGGAUUCUGUUUUGGUAUAUAUGCUCGGGAUCAAUAAAACUUCCAGAGGCCUUUGAAAGAUGCUCAAGUAAAGACCAUCUAUGGAACAAUGUUAGAAAAGGUGUGCGUCCAGAGAGGUUGGCUAUCUUUGAUGAGGAGUCCUGGAAGCUGAUGGAAGCAUGCUGGAAUGGGGAUCCCUCUCAACGCCCUCUCUUGGGAAUUGUGCAGCCAAUGUUGCAAGGCAUAACGGACCGGCUUUGUCACAAUCAAGAGUCUAACAAAACAUUGGAAGAUUCCACAUGAUGGCAUCCACCUUGCAUAUAGGUUUGCAGUGAAUCAGACUGUUGGCCCUACUGUAUGGUGAGGUGGAACUUUGUACAGCCCAGGCCUUGCGCAUGUUUAAAAUGCACAGUUCUAGCUAGCUGUAUUUGCCAUACUGGUUUGAGCACCAAAGUGGCAAUUUGUUCUUCCCACCAACUUUUGUAGGUAGUUUGGCUGUAAAAAAAAAAAUUCCAGUGUUGUAGAAAGUGACUUUAUAUGUUUACAGUGUGUGUUCUGCUCAGGAGUAUGAUCACCUAGUCCUUGAACUUUAUUGUAAUUGUGAUUACAGCAUAACGCCUGUAUUUUUAUUGGUUGUUCUCCAGAUUCCUAAACUCCAUGCCGUACCAGGAUUUAUGCAGAUACAUUGAAUAAUUUUGGUCAAACCUACUCUUCCCUACUUUAAGGAAACCAUCAGAACCAGUUGCAAAAUUAUGCAGCCUUAAAUUAUGUUUUGUGAAUUCAUGCAUUCAUGUUUUAGUCGUUUUUAUAUGGGUUUUAGACACUUUGUGAAAGAACCCUUUUUAAUUGACUUGAAUAUGAGGAUGCAUGUCUGUAAGCCAUGUUGUGUCUGUCUUUCAAGCAUAAUUGGCGCAAAGCAUCUAUUGUAAACAAAGUGUGUUUUAUUUUCCUGCAGUUACAAUGCAGUAAAAAGUACUGUGGACUAAACAUGCAUAUAAAGUGGAUAUAUUGAAAAUCACCCUUUUUAGUCAGCUACAGGUUUGGGUAAAAAAAAAGUACUGCUAGUUUUUUUUUCUUUUUUUUUUUACAUGACCCAAGUUUGAUUCCCAGAGAGGGGAAGAUUAUGCACUGCAAAGCCAGUCAGGCUCUUUAGAAUUGCACAACACUUUAACAUCAUGUAAUGUACUUUCUUAGUCCUUUGAGCAAAUCUGUUACACAGGACAGUGACCUGUGUCUCUCUCCAGUUUGGCAGGAGUGUACCUGGUAAAACAGCUCAGAUAUGUUUAUUUUAACUUUGUAGGUAUUGCUUUGUCUGGUGUUCUGUCAAGUCCUUCACAAUUUUUCCUCAAAUGUUUUAUUAGUCUCCCAUGCCUGCUUGCUCCCCUCACCAGGAAACUGUUGCCACUUGUAAUAUGUUGCCAGUCAAAAAGAACUGCUGAAAGAAUAUUUAAAAUGUGUAAAAAUGUUAACACUUCUGUAUCAAAAAUGUUUGUCCCUUUUUUGCUUACUUUAUAUGUUAAAGGUGCUGAAACUUUUAAAUGUAUGUUUUUUAAUGUUAUCUACACAUAUAAUUUGCUUUCAUUUUAAUUAUACAAAUAUUUUUCAAACAGGGACUUUCACUGCUAUAUUAAAAAUAAGUUCCUUGCCUGAAGUUGGGCAGUUUCUAAAACUUUGCUAUACACUGUUGGACUUGGAAGGACAAAUAAAAUCGAUUUCCUCCCUCCAUAAGCUGAAUUGAGGAACCCCCUAACUGCACUGCUUCCCACGUCUCCAUACUAUAUUAAUCAGCCUAGUUUUUCCUAUGCUUCUGGACUGACACAAAUGUUUAAGGGUUUACAGAUUGUUACAGCUGCACUGUAGCAGAAGAUAUGAUGGCAAAAACAAGGUAGCAUUGUGAUGCUAAAAUCAUACUGUAAAGAUGGUGAGCUUGACGGUCUAGAAAGUUAGGUUGGGGGAAGGGAGAUUAGCUGAGACCACAGUGUGGUUUUUGCUUCUUUUUUUUCUUAUUUGUACUGUAAAAUGAAUUUCAACUUUAAAGUAUUUGAGUUUAGGACACUUUUUUGCACAUAAUCUUGCGUAAGAAGCUUGAUCAUAAAUAUAUAUUUUUUAAAGCAUCUGAAAUUUGCUACCGUUUGCUAGUUGUAUGCUCAGGCUUUAAUACUUUGAGUUGCUGACCUGGAAGAAAGCAUACGGUUAACUUCUAACUUUAAUGCAAUAGUCUUGUUUUUUGUGUUAGAAAGUAUUUAAGCUAUAGGUCAAUGUAACAGCCAGCCAUUGUGCUUUUCAGAUGAUCAUUCUCUCAGGAUAGGUGUACAUUAGGACAAUAUAACUAAUUCAGUGUUUAAACACAGGUACACUCCAGUAUUUGGUGUUCAAGACAUCUGCAUUUUUUUUUUUUUUGUUUUUUUACAAAUAGGUUCCUCAAAUAUGUGCCAAGCAGAGCACGAGGCUGAAGUGACAGGACAUAGCACAAUGGAAUUUUAGCAAAUUAUUGGGUAUAUUGUGAUGCCGAAUGACAUGCAAUAUUUUUUUUUUAAAUGAUGCUCCAACUCAAAGUAGUUUUAAUCAUAGUUUAAGUAUGUGCAUAACUUGUUGCACAACUUUACAAGCCUAAGGAGCAUUGUAUUUCUUUAUAACUAUACUGCUUCCAUAUUCUUGUUUGCUGAAUUGUUUGACCAUAUUGUCAGCCAGAAGGUAAUUAAUACAUUGUGAAGAUACAAAUGUUAGAUUUAAUGCAAAACCAUCCCAAAUGCCAUUGGGAGAUUGGUCUUUAUAGUCCUUCUCAAACACUAAAUACAUCUAAAACGAAUAUUGCUUGAAGGUAGACUGCCAGCAGACUUUUUUUUUUUUUUUCCUCUUGUGUACGCUGCCUGCAGCACAUGUAGUGAGUACCCUAGUUAUCUGUAUGUUUAGCAGAGUGCUGGGAUAUUAUUACACCAUGCAUGCGUGGAAGUUCAAUCAUCACUGGCCGCCCAAUGGACAUAUAAGACAUUGGCGUAGAAGAAGAUCCCAUGAAAAAGGAGGCAAAUUAAGUGUAAAGUCAUAAUGUGCAAGUAUGUAGUGCAUAUUUGCACGCUAUGGCAUGUGCUUCUGGAGUCCCAAGGUGGCUUGGUUCUGAUUUAAUAUUCAAGGUCCUCUAUUGGCAUUCAGGCAUAUAUAAUGGUUUUAAAGAAAAUGCACAAAAUAUACUGAAGGAAAUUUUAAAAUUGUGAUAAAUGUUUAACACAACACCAUUUAUUACACAAUACCUAUACAGAUUGUAAAUAGUCCAAGGGGUAGCAGUGCAAUGCAGCGGUUUUUCAUUAGCAGACUAGUGCUUAUUCAGUACUUUAUUGGUUAACGAGCUAUGUAUGCUUAUUAUUCACAGAUUUUUAGGCACGCUUGAAAGUAUUUUCCUCAUGACCUCAUAAAGAAAAUUUAAAAUGUCAGUGUUACAUCUUUGUAUAUUACUUUGUUACAAAUUUCAACAGCCUAGAAUGUCUUCUCCCCCCCUUUUUUUUUUUUUAUUAUUAUUCUGUUCAAGGUAGCCAUGUUUACCUACUUUUAGCUAUCUGCAUAAGUUAGACUUUAUUCUUAAAAAAAAAAAAAAAAAAAAAUGUGCAUUUUCUGUUGUAGGUUUUAUGCGUUUAGAGGUAUAUCUGGUUUUGAGUACCUGUUUACAUCAUUGGACAUUUAAUAAAAAAAUAAAUGUAUUGGGUUUCUAAGAGAGAAAAGGAUUUGAUAAGGAAUAUAGUGUAGAAGUUUGUAAAUUGUCCUGUAGGCUUUGCCAUUAAUUUUUUUAUUUUUCUAGUUUUAUAUGAAUUUCCUCUUGGCAUGUGUUUUAAACCAAAACUUUUUUAUAUAGUUUUGGAUAGAGUGGGGAAGAAUCAAAACUACUGUAGGGUUUCUACUGUUCAAGGCUCUGUUAGGCUUGGUAUGUGUUGGGAACGUGCAACAUUGUGUGCGUUCUGGAUCCACACAAAAACACCACUGCUCUUUAGCAGAGUGCCAACAAUUCCCACUAUAAUAUGAAGUGAUUGGACCUGUGCUGGCGUGUGCAAUUUAGUAAUACCUCAAAAAUCUCGAACCAAUUUAUGUGCAAGCUUUAAUUAUUUUUACCAAAAGGGAAAAAGGGUGAACCCCCACUGUCCAGUCAAAUUUACUAAAGUGUGACCAACUCCUCAGACCAUCUUUAUGAAAUAAUUCUAGAGUAACAAAGAGGGCCUGAACGCUGGUCAUAGUUUAGUCCAUUAGUUUAUAAUGGCACCCCCAUCCAUCGGUAAACCACAUGUGUCUUUGUGCACGUCAAACUGCAUGGUAUCGCAGCACCAUGUGGUUUGGUGCAGCUUGACAAAAAAAAUAGGGGUCAGAGACCUCUUUCCCUGCAUUUCUCAUGUUUAACACAAGAGUGAGGAAGAACAAGAAUCCCAAUGUUUAUACUGCUAGGUUUACUCUUCUCAUUGCUUUUCUGUACUAAAUAGAAAAGCAUUGAAGUGAGAGUAAACCUAGCAGCACAAACAUUGGGAUUCUCACCCUUACCCAUUUUAUCCUGGUGUCCCAGAAAUUAGCUUUUUUCCUUUGCAUACAUAGAACUACCUGAACAGAAACAUGCACAAGUAACUCCAACUCUGUACUAAAGAGUUGGGGUUUUUGAGGUUAUUUCAAAAGUAUAAAUGAGAAAAAAGGGCGCUACCUUUUUAUCAAUAUCACAAGGCUGUAUGCAUAAUUUUUUUACAAUUGCCUAAAUAAUGUAAAACCAUAAAUACAAAACAAUGCAUGCCAUACAAAAAUUAUAAAUGGUGUAAUAACAAAAGAAAAAUACUGUUAAUUGUGAAAAAUAUAAAAAAAGAGUUCUGUGCUAAAUGGUACAAUUCUUAAAACUCCAACACGGUCUGUCAGAUAUGGUGCUCCACCCAAAGUGCGAUAAUCUAUUGCACUCACCAGAAACAUUCGGCCAGCAAGUGACCAAGCAUUGAUAUGUGUAAAUCUCACCCCUCAAUCGAUAAGCCAAACUUAAUCCAUUAAUCUCCUUUCCCAAUCACAGGCUCUACAAAGACGGCUCCACCGAUGAGUCAGAAAGGGCAGAUGAUGGUGCAAUAAAGUUUUUAUUUUGGAUAAUUAAAACAAUUGUGUAUUGCACUUCCAUAUAUGCAGUCUUUGUAAGGUAUCAAUGCGUUUGCAGCAGCUUAGGGAUCUGUGAAAUCCAACCAUCCGCUCUAACAAGCAGCAUGUGUUCCAGAAAACCCAGUGGUGGUCACUUCCUGAUGCAUGAAAUGCAUAGAAGAGGGGUUUGAAAAGCACACUCUUGGGCGCUAUUGAGUUCAGCUGGGUUUUCCUGGAACGCACGCCACUUGUCAUAGAGCAGAUAAUCGGAUUUCACAGAUCCCUGAACUGCAAACGUGUGAAGUAUUAAACGUGUUAAGUAUUAUCCAAAAUAAAAACAUUAUCACACAGCCUAUCUGUGGCUCAUUGGUGGAGCUGUCUUUGUAGAGAGUGUGAUUGGGAAAGGAGAUAUUUAAGUUUAGCUUAUUGAUUGAGGGGCAAGUUUUUCACUUAUCCAUGCUUGCUGGUUACUUGCUGGCCGAAUGUUUCUGAUUAGCGCAAUGGAUCUCACUUUGGGUGGAGCACUGUUUCUUUAAAUAAUGGAGCACCAUAUUUGACACACGACCGAACUCUAUUUUUAUGGUAAUAUAAUUGUUUCUUUUGUUUUUCCAAUUAACAGUUUUAUUUUAUUACGCCAUUUAUAAUUUGUUUAUGGCAUGCAUUGUUUUAGAUUUAUGGUUUUAUAAUGUUCUAAAUUGAGCAUACAGCUUUGUGAUAUUGAUAAGGUAGCACCCUUUUUUUUUUCUCUCCCUUAAUUGCCAUUAGUGUUUCACUAAUCGGAGCAGCACCUUUUUUGUAAUUAACACUUAGAAUAAUAGUUGGUGUUUCUCUUUUUUUAUGUAUUUCAAAGGUGUAGUUAAUAGACCAGAGCUCAAGGCACUGUGCCUCCAAUUGCAAAUCGGCUAUUCUGUACAGUGAUUAAUGUCACAAUACAAUUUCAUAAAUGACUGUGGCAAAUAUCUAAACUAACAUUGCCUUGCCUUUUUAAGGUUAUAACAAAAGUAUAAUGGGAGUCCCCUUUAUAGGGUACUUUUUACAUCACCAAUUGCUUUAAUAGGCUAGCGAGUAUUAGCACUUGACUGUUUUCAAUUGGGUAAGGCAAUGUUUGAUCUGAUAAAUUCUGAUUUCAUCUGUGAUGAUAGCCCCAUAGUAUGGCUAUGUAGCUUGCAAAAAGGCAAAAUGUCCAGAAACUGGUCUUUUAGUGAAAAGUCUGUCUUAAAAAAAAAAAAAAAAAAUAGGUGUGCUAUCUGUAUGGCUUCUUCCCCACAAGUUGCUCGAAGAGGUCUAGCAAGAGCUUUUCAAUUACUACUACUAUCUGGUGCACCACCUGUUUGAAUCAGAUACUGUAGUGCACAUUAAAAAAAUAUAUAAAUAAUAACAUACAUCGCGCGAUAAAGCAACCUAUAUAUUUUUUCAUAUAAUUAAAAAAAGGGUGCUUCUCGAUCAACAGAAUCUGUCCAGAGAAAGUGUCCUCAAACGAGGCUAAUAAGAUCUUGCUGGUGAACACUAAGGCAGCACUUCAAGAGGAAAGCAACGACUCUGGAGAAACAAAGAGGAAGGCGCAUCCGGGUGCAGAACACAAGGACUUUAUUAGACAAAAGGGUUAAAAACAUUUACUAAAAAGUAGUGGUUAAAAGACUCAUGUGGUAGAAUGAAGGAGCCUAUUGGUCGCUCUGAAGAGCUUUUAGACGUCACUUCUGGGACCAUGCGUUCCAUGCUGGUUCUGAGCGCACUUCUGGUGAUGCAAUUGACGAGUCCAGCAUUCCAUGCUGGUUCACAACAGCAUGAGUUUCCUCAUUGAUCCUCUGAUGCAUACAGCUAGGACAUUCAACACUCCACUGCAGACCUGACUAUCCAGGUCCACCACCAUUGCUGGACUCCUCGACAUGGUGAGCCUUUAAACCACUACUACUUGGUGUUUUUUAACCCUUUUGGCUAAUAAAGUUCUUGUAAUCUGCACUUAAAGGCGCCUUCCUCUUUGUUUUAUAUAUGUUUUUCAUGUAGCAUGCCCAGUAAUUAAGUUAGAGGAGUUUCUUAUAUUUGUACUUCUCUGAGCAAUGCAUUUAAUCUACUCUUCUCUUCAGAAGGACAAAGCCAUCUUUCUUUACAUUGCAUCCGUAAAGUAUUCACGGCACUUUACUUUUUCCACAUUUUGUUACAGCCUUAUUCCGAAAUGAACUAAAUUCAUUAUUUUUCGCAAAAAUUCUACAAACGAUACCCCAUAAUCACAACGUGAAUGAAGUUGGUUUGACAUCUUUUCAGAUUUUAUUAAACUAAACUA
Molecule: messenger RNA, 9900 nt
Organism: Rana temporaria (common frog)
Lineage: Eukaryota; Metazoa; Chordata; Amphibia; Anura; Ranidae
Gene: DSTYK
Product: dual serine/threonine and tyrosine protein kinase
Exons: 13
Coding region: 141-2840 (899 amino acids)
Biological process (GO): protein phosphorylation
Molecular function (GO): protein kinase activity; ATP binding
Source: RefSeq, a predicted model, not a curated record